Messenger RNA from Etheostoma cragini (Arkansas darter), 1982 nucleotides. RefSeq names its product sestrin 1 (gene sesn1). The coding region runs from base 154 to 1896 and encodes 580 amino acids. The record is from RefSeq and is a predicted model, not a curated record. Gene Ontology annotation, biological process: cellular response to leucine starvation; regulation of response to reactive oxygen species; negative regulation of TORC1 signaling. The transcript is spliced from 9 exons. Gene Ontology annotation, molecular function: oxidoreductase activity, acting on peroxide as acceptor; L-leucine binding. NCBI's taxonomy places the organism in Eukaryota, Metazoa, Chordata, Actinopteri, Perciformes, Percidae. Gene Ontology annotation, cellular component: nucleus.
UUACCAUCAAAUUGUUGCCUCCUAUCUUUUCAACUCUGGGACUGACGUUACUGGACAGUGCUGUGGAAAGGCGUCCCGUGGCAGAAGACUUGCACUAGAGAAUGUGCAUAAACCUGUUGUAAGACAGCGAAAACGUUAGUCCGACAUCAAAAGAUGGAAGUACAGGACCAGGAGUCUCUGGGGAGAUGGGACCGGCUGGGCAGCCGGGAUGCCAUCUCCAGAACUAAAGCCAUGGAGAACAUCUGCCAGGACGUCAUGAGGAAAGUGGAGGCCAUCAGGCCCAUACCAUCAUCGGCCCUGUCACCCCCAGCCUCGAGAAGCCCUCCCAAGAGUGACCUAAAUGACAUCCUGGCUCACCUCCUCAUGCUGUCCAAACGGUGUCCCUAUGAUGACGUCAAGGAGCGAUGUGUUCGGCUUCUACAGGGAGUCCAGGACUUGGGAGUAAGAAUCCCAAGACCCUUAGGAAACGGACCAAGCAGAUUUAUCCCUGAAAAAGAGGUAACAAGACCACCAGAGAUUUCUCCAGAGACUUUUAACUCGCUUGCAAAAAUGAACAGAUUUAGGAAACUUAUGACUUGUUUUUUUUCCCUCGAUCAGAUUCUUCAAAUCAGUAAAGUGGACGCCAGGACACAGUCGAUAUUUGAGGAUGCGUUUGCAGCCCUCGGUCGCCUUGACAACAUUUCUCUGGUGAUGGGCUUCCACCCGCAGUACCUGGGGAGUUUUCUCCGGACGCAGCACUACCUGCUGCAGAUGGAUGGACCUCUGUCUUUGCACUACCGACACUACAUCGGCAUCAUGGCGGCAGCUAGACACCAGUGUUCCUACUUAGUCAACCUCCACGUGAACGACUUCCUCCAGGUCGGGGGGGAUCCCAAGUGGCUGAACGGCCUGGAUGAAGCGCCGCAGAAGUUGCAGCAGCUCGGGGAGCUCAACAAAAUCCUGGCCCACCGACCUUGGCUUCUCACCAAGGAACACAUCGAGUGCCUUCUGAAAGCAGAGGAGCACAGCUGGUCCCUCGCAGAGCUAAUCCACGCCGUGGUCCUCCUCACACACUACCACUCCCUCGCCUCGUUCACCUUCGGCUGCGGCAUCACGCCCGAGAUCCACUGCGACGGCGGACACACUUUCAGACCCCCCUCCGUCAGCCAGUACUGCGUCUGUGACAUUGCAAAUGGCAACGGGCAUGCUAAUCACCACGACGAUCCGCUCGGCAACCAGGAGAUAUGCGGUGAGGUGGAGGUGCUGAUGGAACGCAUGAAGCAGCUGCAGGAGUGCCGCGACGACGAGGAGGCUAGCCAGGAGGAGAUGGCAACUCGCUUUGAGAGGGAGAAGACGGAGAGCAUGUUGGUGGUCACAGCGGAGGACGAGGAGUCUGUCCCCUCCAGAGACAUCUCCCGACACUUUGAGGACCCCAGCUAUGGCUACAAGGACUUCUCCAGAAGGGGGGAGCAUGUGCCCACAUUCAGAGUGCAGGACUACAGCUGGGAGGAUCACGGUUUCUCUCUGGUCAACAGACUGUACCCUGAUGUUGGGCAGAUGCUGGACGAGAAGUUCCAGAUGGCCUACAAUCUGACCUACAACACCAUGGCAACACACAAGGAUGUAGACACCAGUAUGCUGCGCAGGGCCAUCUGGAACUACAUCCACUGCAUGUUCGGCAUCAGGUAUGAUGACUAUGAUUACGGGGAGAUAAAUCAGCUUCUGGACCGUAGCUUUAAGAUCUAUAUUAAGACUAUGGUGUGUAGUCCUGAGAAGACCACCAAACGAAUGUAUGAGAGCUUCUGGAGGCAGUUUCAGCACUCCGAGAAGGUCCACGUUAAUCUGCUUCUUAUGGAAGCUCGAAUGCAGGCAGAACUGUUAUACGCUCUGAGAGCGAUUACGCGCUACAUGACAUGAAGUGCUUUUGGUGUUUUUAUGGUUGUCUUUUUACUGUCUGUCAUUGCUCAUUAUGGGACACUUCAAGGGAAAAAAAAAAAGAAAUU